AUGGGGAAGAGGAAGAAAUGCAAACUGCGGGACAUCAUGGAAGAUGUUGGAAUAGAGAUCGACGGACAAGUCGAGAGUGACUCAGAGAGUGAAGAAGAUGAAGUAAAGGACAAGAGAUCCAAGAAACAGACCCGCAGGGAAAUAGUCAGAGCAAACAGACUCGAAAGGAAAAAGUCACAGAAAAACGAAGAAGAAAAUGAGAGCAAAGAGGAAGAUGAUUGUCCUCAACAAAGCAGAGCUUCUAGGAGGAAAAAUCACCGAAUGAAAAGAAAUGAUGGGAAAAAGGAAGGCGAGGGAAGAGAGAGAGACAAAAGGGCUUCUUCCAAAGAUGAAAAGGAGUCAGAAAAUAAGGAAAAGAAAACAAACACAAAAGGAAAAGAGGAAGAGAACAAACAGAAGAAAGGCAGGAAAAACAGUGCCUCUUCCAACUCUUCCAACUCAUCCGAUGAGGAAUCGCUGUCAGAGGAAGAGCUUGCAAUGCUGAUGGAGGAGGUGGAGCAAAAGAAAAAACUCAUCUCCACCAUGAGAAACAAGCCCUGGCGAAUGAUGAAGAAGCUCUCUGUGCUCAGGGAGGCACAAGCUUUCGUUGAAAAGUUUGAGGGAGCCCUGGGAAAAGGGAAAGGCAAAAAGUUGUAUGCAUAUAAGAUGAUGAUGGCAAAGAAAUGGGUGAAAUUUAAGAGAGACUUUGACAACUUUAAAACCCAGUGCAUACCCUGGGAGAUGAAGAUAAAGGAAGUAGAGAGUCACUUUGGUUCCUCUGUUGCUUCCUAUUUCAUAUUUCUGCGAUGGAUGUACGGUGUAAAUCUUGUCCUUUUUGGAUUAAUAUUUGGACUGGUUAUAAUUCCAGAGGUCCUGAUGGGAAUGCCAUAUGGGAGCAUGCCAAGAAAAACUGUACCUCGGGCUGAACAAGCAACAGCUAUGGAUUUUUCUGUUCUUUGGGACUUUGAGGGGUACAUCAAAUACUCAGCGCUCUUUUACGGCUACUACAACAACCAGCGGACAAUUGGCUGGUUAAAAUACAGGCUGCCAAUGGCAUAUUUCAUGGUUGGGAUCAGCGUGUUUGGCUACAGCCUGAUGGUUGUUAUAAGAUCGAUGGCACGAAAUGCUAAUGAAAGCACAGCAGAUGGGGACGAUGACAACUUCGUUUUCAGCUGGAAAAUGUUCACGAGCUGGGACUACCUCAUUGGCAACCCAGAGACAGCAGACAACAAGUUUGCAUCCAUCACCACCAGCUUCAAGGAAUCUAUUGUGGAUGAGCAAGAAAGCAACAAGGAUGAGAACAUCCAUCUGAGGAGGUUCCUGCGGGUCCUGGCCAACGUCCUCAUCAUAUGCUGCUUGUGUGGCAGCGGCUACCUCAUUUAUUUUGUGGUGAAACGCUCCCAGACGUUUUCAAAAAUGCAGAAUGCUGGAUGGUAUGAAAGAAAUGAGGUUGAAAUUGUGAUGUCCUUGCUGGGUAUGUUUUGCCCUCCGCUGUUUGAAACUAUUGCCACACUCGAAAACUACCAUCCACGCAUCGGUCUGAAGUGGCAGCUGGGGCGCAUCUUUGCCCUUUUCCUGGGAAACCUCUACACAUUCCUCCUGGCCUUGAUGGAUGACGUCAACGAAAAACUGGCUGAAGAGGACGUUGUGAAGAACAUCACACGCUGGACACUGUUUGGCCACUAUAACUCAUCCAUGGAGAACAGCACAGCUACCCCUCCUCCCCUCGACCCUGCAGACGUGCCCAGGGGACCCUGCUGGGAGACAACUGUUGGCAUUGAGAUUGUAAGGCUCACCGUGUCUGAUAUCCUGGUGACCUUCGUAACCAUCCUGGUGGGAGAUUUCGUCCGAGCUUGCUUUGUGAGAUUCAUGAAUUACUGUUGGUGCUGGGACCUAGAGGCUGGAUUUCCUUCCUAUGCAGAGUUUGACAUCAGUGGCAAUGUUUUGGGUUUGGUCUUCAACCAAGGAAUGAUUUGGAUGGGAUCCUUUUAUGCACCAGGGCUCGUGGGUAUAAACGUGCUGCGCUUAUUAACCUCCAUGUAUUUUCAGUGCUGGGCUGUCAUGAGUAGCAAUGUUCCUCAUGCACGAGUAUUCAAAGCAUCCAAGUCUAACAACUUUUACAUGGGACUGCUGCUGUUGAUCCUGUUCCUCAGCCUCCUUCCCGUGGCCUACACCAUCAUGUCCCUGCCUCCUUCCUUUGACUGCGGACCAUUCAGUGGAAAGAAAAGGAUGUAUGAUGUCAUUCAAGAGACCAUCGAGCUUGAUUUCCCACUUUUUGUUGCCAAGAUCUUCGGCUAUGUGGCAAAUCCAGGACUAAUCAUUCCUGCAAUUCUGCUCAUGGUCCUCGCUAUCUAUUAUCUGAAUGCUGUGUCUGAAGCAUACCAGCGCGCCAACGCAGAGUUGAAGAAGAAAAUGCAGCUGCAACGUGAAGAAGAGAAAAACAAGAGGAACAACAAAGCCAGCACUAAUUCCAUGAUGCAAGAUCUGGAGGAUUUACUUGCGCCAAGUACAAAGAGUGAAAGCUCUCCCAAACAAGCAGAAGACAAGAAAACAGAUUCUCCCAGUCAAGCCAGCCCUGUUGGGAAACAAGAAAAAGCAGAAGCCCUGAACAGCAGCCCCAUAACCGCUGGGAGAAGAGCAGCAUUCAUCCCACCACCACACGUACUGGUGACACGGCCGCUGACACCAGGCACUUGGGCACCGUACCCUCAGCCAAGACAGCCCUGGCCAGGAGGACGCCCAAUGGGGCCAUUCCCUGGAAGAGGGAGAGGACAGCCACGAUACGUACACCCUGUCUGA
Phasianus colchicus (ring-necked pheasant) is the source of this 2778-nucleotide messenger RNA. RefSeq names its product transmembrane channel like 2 (gene TMC2). The record is from RefSeq and is a predicted model, not a curated record. Gene Ontology annotation, biological process: vestibular reflex; detection of mechanical stimulus involved in sensory perception of sound. NCBI's taxonomy places the organism in Eukaryota, Metazoa, Chordata, Aves, Galliformes, Phasianidae. Gene Ontology annotation, cellular component: plasma membrane. Gene Ontology annotation, molecular function: voltage-gated calcium channel activity; mechanosensitive monoatomic ion channel activity.